Messenger RNA from Sinocyclocheilus grahami, 1259 nucleotides. RefSeq names its product glial cell line-derived neurotrophic factor-like. The transcript is spliced from 4 exons. The coding region runs from base 540 to 1259 and encodes 239 amino acids. Lineage: Eukaryota; Metazoa; Chordata; Actinopteri; Cypriniformes; Cyprinidae. The record is from RefSeq and is a predicted model, not a curated record.
AGACGCGCGUGUGGAUCAUGAGCGCUGUGUGCUGCUGAGAGGUACCAGACACACACCAUCUGCUGUACAGUCGCGCUUCACUUUCACCUGAUCCGUGCGGAUAUUAACAAACAUUCACCUGGAUUUCAUCACCUGUGCGUCGCGUCUCGGAGGCAGAAUGCGGCGCGCUUUAAUAGACACGGGAAACUAUUACAGUUAGUUCGGAUCCGGAUCUGCGUCUUCGGGAUCCCGAUGUCUUCAUCUGAGCCGCUGCUGCUGGUUUUCUCUCUCGUUACAGACGCGGCAGCAUCACGGUUCCGCGCGUCGCGUUGCGCACGGCGCGUCAGCUGGACACUCUGGACACUUCUGCGCACGCUUCAUUGGGAUCUAGCGGAUAACAUGUUGUGAAUGGACCUGGAAUCGUGAUAUUUGGAGGAUAACGCACGGAUUUUAUCCUUCGGAUCUUUGGAUGUUUCCUAAUUUAUUGAGAAUUUGGCUUUUCUGAAGCUCCGGUCUGUAUGGACCCCAUUUAAGCUUCCCUCAAAGGAACUGAGUCUAAAAUGAAGUUAUGGGACAUUCUAGCCACGUGUUUGUUGCUCCUGAGCUCCGUUUCCGCACGUCCCGUCUUCCACAAGCUGCAGCCAUCCAAAAGAGCCGUCGUCCGCAGUGAGACACCCGCUCUGGACCCCAUCAUCGACUCCCAACCUGAAACCACGCACCAAAAACAAGCCUCCAUGGAGGAACAAUAUGACGUGAACGGCUUUAACCCGGAGCAGUUCGAGAGCGUGAUGGACUUCAUCCAAGCCACCAUCGGCCGACUGCGCAGAUCCUCCGACGUAGAUUCGCAAACCAAGCGGGACCGGGGCCGCCAGAGAGGAGCAACACACACCGAGAGGAGCGGCCGGGGGCGAGGAGACCGGAAGAGGGGUCGCGGACGAGGCCGUGAGGACAGCCGAGACGACAGGGUCAAAGGUCAAGGGCGUGGGUGUCUGCUGAAAGAGAUCCACCUCAACAAUUUAAAAAGAUUAUUUUUCUUUUUUGGAAAGUGUGUUGGAGAACCCCGACAGAAGUUUCAUUCCUCUGAACUCCACAAACUCAGAGUCCGAGUGGAAGAGGAAAUCUCCUCAGAUCUUGCGUUUCUUCCAUUCGGGCUGAUCUUCAUCGACCUCUUCUUCCUCCUCCUCGGCGAACAGCGGCUCCGGCUGCGUUCUGUCAGAGAAAAACACGUCGUGAGACACGUUCAGAUCUCACACACUGCGCUCAAUCAACACAAAACAUGA